AUGGCCUCCACGGCCGCCGCAGAGCUGGCCAAGCUGGGCUUCAGCCUGUUACGGCGAGCGAACGAUGAGGAGGAUCCCGAAGAGGGCGACUCUGCGGAAAAGGAAUUCUUCGCAGCAUGGGCGCUCUUCAUCUCCAUCAUGCUGCUCAUCAUCGCCUUCUUCACCAGCUACAUGCUCCAGCAGAAGAAGGUGACUGCGAUCCACGAGACAGUCAUCUCCAUCUUUGCAGGCAUGGUUGUCGGCCUCAUCCUGCUCAUCACCUCGGGCGACUCCAUCCGAAACCUCAUCAGCUUCGACUACCAGAUCUUCUUCAACCUGCUGCUCCCCCCCAUCAUCCUGUCAUCCGGAUACGAGCUGCACCAGGCCAACUUCUUCCGCAACAUCGGCACGAUCCUGACGUUUGCCUUCGCCGGCACCUUUCUCUCCGCCGUCGUCAUAGGGCUGAUCCUGUGGAUCUUCAACCUGGUCCCUGGAUCCCUGGAAUUGACGCUGGUUGAUGCCAUCUCCGUUGGCGCAACGCUCUCCGCCACCGAUCCCGUCACCAUCCUGGCCAUCUUCAACACGUACAAGGUCGACCCCAAGCUGUACACCAUCAUCUUUGGCGAAUCGAUCCUCAACGACGCCAUCGCCAUUGUCAUUUUCGAAACCGCGCAAAAGUACAACAAGGGCGAGGCCAACUACGGCAUCAUCAGCUUCUUCGAGGGUACCGGCAUCUUCUUGCUCGUCUUCUUUGGCAGUUUGCUCAUCGGUGUCAUCGUCGGCGUCGGCACCGCUCUUCUGCUCAAGUUUACCUAUGUGCGAAGAUUCCCCAAAAUUGAAAGCUGUCUGAUUAUUUUGAUUGCCUACGCUACUUACUUCUUUUCCCAUGGUCUUCACAUGUCUGGUAUCGUGUCGCUCUUGUUCUGCGGCAUCACACUCAAGCAUUAUGCCUAUUUCAACAUGUCGAGACGUACCCAGCUCACCACCAAGUACAUCUUCCAAGUCAUGUCGCAGCUCUCUGAAAACUUCAUCUUCAUCUACCUGGGCCUGGCGCUCUUCACAGACAAUGCUCUGCAGUUUGAGCCGCCCCUCAUCAUUGUCACCAUCUGCGCCGUGUGCGCUGCUCGAUGGGUCGCCGUCUUUCCCCUUUCCAGGGCCAUCAACUGGUUUAUCCGCUACCGCGCGAGGAGGAGAGGACUGGAGGUUGGCGACGAGCUCCCCUACAACUACCAAGCCAUGCUGUUCUGGGCUGGUCUUCGCGGUGCCGUCGGUGUGGCCCUGGCAGCCCUUCUCACGGGCGAAAACUCGUACGCGCUUAGGGCUACCGUCUUGGUUGUUGUGGUCUUGACAGUCAUCAUCUUUGGCGGGACGACUGCCCGUAUGCUGGAGAUCCUCGGUAUCCGCACCGGGGUGGUGGAAGAAAUCGAUAGUGACGACGAGUUUGACAUUGAGUCCUUCGGCACCGGCCUUCAUGUUAAGCGCUCCGGCUCUGCCAUUGGCUACAACCCUCGCCGCAACGGCACCGUCGCCCUCAACAACCUCAGCGCUCCCAGAGACGGUUCCGCAGCCUACGUGUCCGGCACCUCGUCUCCCCACACGGGCGUUAGGCCGAGCAGCGUCAGCCGCAAGAACUCCCUCCGCAACCCUACCGAGACGGAGCGCGCCGAUCUGCUGCGCGGCGCCAAUGAGGACUCCGACAUUGGCAGCGACAUUGACAUCUCAGACUUGCCGCCCCCUGCGAACCGCCGCUCGCCCCGGGCGCCCCCGUCGACGUCGUCGACACCGAUCACGUCGGCGACGGGGGCCAUACGGCAGCUGCUCUCUACAGAGGACCCAGCGAGCUUGUUCAAGCAGCUGGACGAGGACUUUAUCAAGCCGCAUCUAUUACUUCAUGGGGAUGGAGGGAGAGGAGGGGGAUCAGGGGCUGUGUAA
Molecule: messenger RNA, 1911 nt
Organism: Trichoderma citrinoviride
Lineage: Eukaryota; Fungi; Ascomycota; Sordariomycetes; Hypocreales; Hypocreaceae
Product: sodium/hydrogen exchanger
Exons: 6
Coding region: 1-1911 (636 amino acids)
Biological process (GO): vacuolar acidification; sodium ion transport; proton transmembrane transport
Cellular component (GO): late endosome; fungal-type vacuole membrane; early endosome
Molecular function (GO): sodium:proton antiporter activity
Source: RefSeq, a predicted model, not a curated record